CACACUUCCUGCUUCACUUUAAUGCCAUGCUUCAGACAGACUCAGAUUUUAUACACAGUCUAUGACUCAGACCCGCUCCAAGUACAGCUGGAGUGCUGUAUAAAACAUUCAGACCGCUGUUUUACUUCUAUUAACACGGCAGCUGACAGCGAGGAUAACAGGUCGCUGAAGCCGUGGAUGAGCAUCACGGAGAGGCGUCACACGCAGAAAUCCGCCCGGCCGUCACGGUUAACGGUGACGGCGCUGUUUCUGUCCGUCUGUCUGUUAAUUUGACUUUGAAGGAGCUCUGUCUUUAUCUCGCAUCUGCUGGCCGCAGACAUGAGCGGAAGAGUAGGAGACCUCAGUCCUAAACAGGCUGAAGCACUGGAGCAGUUUCGAGAGAGGAUACAAGACAUUCUUCCUCAACUUCCUGCACAGCAUGACCACUUCCUGUUACGCUGGCUCAGAGCCAGGAACUUCAAUGUCCAGAAGUCUGAGGCCAUGCUGCGAAAGCAUUUGGAGUUCAGGAAACAGAUAAAAAUAGACACAAUAAUCACCGAAUGGCGUCCACCAGAGGUGAUAGAGAAGUAUCUGUCAGGAGGGAUGUGUGGUUAUGACCGUGAGGGCAGUCCCAUCUGGUACGAUGUCAUCGGACCUGUGGAUCCCAAAGGCCUCUUCCUGUCUGCCUCCAAGCAAGACUUCAUCAAGUCCAAGAUCAGAGACUGUGAGGUCCUGCAGAAGGAAUGUAACCUCCAGUCGCAGAGGCUGGGGAGGAACGUGGAGUCAAUCACCAUGAUCUACGAUGUUGAAGGUCUGGGUCUGAAACACUUAUGGAAGCCUGCUAUAGAAACAUAUGGAGAGGUACAGAGACACACAUACAGUGUAGACAAAGACCUCACAAAACUAAGACGUGAAGCAGACUAUUCGGAUGGUCGACAUCUCCAAGUACAGUAUGUUCCUCUGUGUCUCCAGAUCCUCCAGAUGUUUGAAGACAACUACCCAGAAGGCUUGAAAAGGCUGUUUGUCAUUAAAGCCCCCAAACUCUUUCCUGUGGCCUACAACCUCGUCAAGCACUUUCUGAGUGAGAACACGAGACAAAAGAUCUAUAUCCUCGGGGCUAACUGGCAGGAGGUUUUACUGAAGUACAUUGAUGCAGAGGAGCUGCCGGUGAUAUACGGGGGCAAACUGACGGAUCCUGAUGGAGAUCCUCGCUGUCGGACCCGGAUAAACCAUGUCGGCCCAGUUCCCUCCUCCUACUACGUGCGGGACCAUGUUAAGGUGGACUACGAGCAGUGUAUGACCGUCAGUCGAGGUUCCUCCCAACAGCUGGAAUAUGAGAUUCUGUUCCCGGGCUGCGUUCUCAGGUGGCAGUUUGCCACUGAGGGUGCAGACAUUGGUUUUGGGGUGUUUCUGAAGGCUAGAAAGGGCGAAUGGAAGAAGGCAGCUCAGAUGCAGGAAGUCGUGCCCAGCCAGCGCUACAACACCCACUUAGUGCCCGAGGACGGAUCACUGACCUGUGAACGCCCAGGAGUCUAUGUUCUGAGAUUUGACAACACCUACAGCAUCUUCCAGGCCAAAAGAAUCAGCUUUAGUGUUGAGGUCCUGCUCCCUGACCACUUACAGUCCCCACGGACCAACGGGGGGACCAGCAACUGUGUGCAAGCUGAGGGCAACAGUCAACCAUAACCAAGAAGAUGACACAAUGUGCCACUUCCAUGUUGUCAGAUCAGUAAUGUUUAGCCGCCACUAGUAAGCACAGCCUGAGAGACUUGAGUUCAACAGGAAGUGCAACACGCUGCCAAUACAUGAAAAGUAUUUAAGCCAUGUCAAGAUCUGAAUGUUUGACCCUUUAAUCAUCUUUAAUGAUGACCUUAUUCACGUGCCGUUAACUUGGAAACAUUUAUGAAACAAAGGAGGGACACACAUAAUAUGGCCAAAAGUAUGUGGACACCCGUUACUAGGCUUGAGCGAGUACUCGGCUGAAACGAGUAUCUGGUACAGAUAAUGUCCUUUGGUACGAGUAUCAUCAGUAAAAUGUGUCAAUAAUCAACUUUAUAAAAAAAAAAAAAUUAACUUGUUCUGUAAAUAGUUCUAUUACUCUUGUAAUCAAAAACAUUGCUCUGAAGCUCAAUUCAGAGGCUGCUCUGUAAAUAGUUUUCUAAUAAAUACAGCAACUUCUGAUCAACCCAUAUCAAUUUCAGACUAGCAGGUAGAGCUGGUGCAGAUCAAUAAUUUUAUUAACAAAAAAAGGCUCAAACUGAAUUGUCUCAGCAGGUAAGCAGUCCAAAACAGAAACACAAAUCCAACAGUGAGCAGGGGAAAUCCAAAAGCCACAGACAGGCAAGGUACAAGGGACAUGAAGAAUCCAGGGGAGCAACAAACCAGGGUGCUUGACAGAGAUACAAUGUACAACGACGAGCCAACACAGAACAAAAGGAAGAACACAGACUAAAUACACUCAGGUAGGGGAGACAACGAGACACAGGUGCAACUAAUUAGGGCGGGGCAAACAAUCAAAACUGGAGGGAAAAGCAAACAAAGACAGGAAGUGAAACAGCAAGACAUGAGGGAAGAAGGCUAUUUCAAAAUAAAACAGGAAAUAACAGAACACAAACCCGAAACCAUAACAGUUUCAAUAUGACAAUGCCCCCGUGGACAAAGCAGGUCCAUAAAGAAAUGUUUUUCCCAGUUUGGUGUCUAAGAACUUGACUGGUCUGCAACCUCAACCCCGUCCAACACCUUAUCACCCAACAUCAGUGUUGGACCUCACUGAUGCUCUUGUGGCUGGAUGGGAGCAAAUCCCUGCAGCCAGGUUCCAAAAUCUGAGCGGAGGCUGUUAUAGCAGCAGAUAAAUGCCCAUGGUUUUGGAAUGAGAUGUUCAACAAUACCAUAUGGGUGUAAAGGUUGGGUGUCCACAUACUUCUGGCCAUGUGGCAAAGCUUCAUAUUUAAUGUAUCUAGUUCUGUUGUAACAUUUGAUUGUUGCUAGGAGACUUGAAAAUCCUUGGACACAGAUGUUAAGUAGCAAAUUGAUGUUCAGCUAGUUACCUCAAGAGUUAACAGUAUAUCAUCGCAAUAUUAGAAGUCUGUUAGCUCACCAGCAAGUAAGCUAACUAGCUUUCCUGCUAAAGUCAAGUAACAGUCUUGCUCCCGAGAUUGCUAUUUAUAUUGGUAACAUUAUGCAUCUCCGUCUUAAAGGGGAACUCCACCGAUGUUACACGUCAAAGUCUGUUUACAGGUGUUGGACAGUACUACUGCAUAUGUGAAAAAAGUUGUUUAAAGCCUUUUGUGGCUCCAGAGGCAGCUGCGCGUAGUCGGAUAAAUUACCUCAAGUGAUGUCACAUGAGUCAGCGUCGGUUGGGGCUGAAGACUACAAGUUUGAAAAUUUAAAAAAUCGGGGUGUGGAGUUUGAAAGAAGUGAACUUACCAGACCUCUGUAGCCCUUGAGGCUAGUGGCUUGAGGCUACAUUAGCCGCUACUAGCAUAACACACCUGAAUCCCUGACAAACUGUCAGUGGUCGAGUUGCAUUGUGGGUAAUGAAGGUUCCAGGUUUUGACAAGGAAGAAGACUGCAUUGAAUAAAAAAGAUGAUUUCUGUUAAUGUAAAAGCAGUGCAACGCUAAAUCGGUGGGGUACUCUUUCAAGACUCUCAGUUAUAUGUUGACAUUUUUAGUUUUUAAAAUGUUUCUCACAGAAAAUGUUUAAAAUAGCAACCAAGUGAAUCAGGUCAGUGCUACCACAACCUGCUUUUAUGGCACGAUGUGUGAAAUAGGACACUACGCCUAUAAAAGAGUGAAUCUAUUUAAUUUUUUAUGAACAAAACAAAGGAUAAACAUUUUAUACAGUAUUUUUUUCUAUGCACAUGGCAUAAAUAUUAGCCAACAACAGUAUAAGCAUUUCAGUUUAUUUAUCUAAGAAUAAGUUGAGACUUAAUGUAAAGAAAAAAAGAAAUCCUCUCUGCCUCCAUGUUUGAUCAGAAAUAAUAGAAAUUCAAGUUUCCAUAUUGAACAUUCCUUUGAGUCAUCUCAUUAUUACACAUGGCAGCUUAUGGGAUAAUUUAUUAUGAGUUUCAAAAUUAGGCUUACAUUCCUCAUUCGAUGGGCCUUUAAUGGUUGUCUCUUUGCCACUUAUUAGUAUAAUAUUAGCAAUGAACUUUCACAAUUGCUAAUUCCUUUAAAUAUUUAUUUCCUAAUUUCUAAUCUAUUUCCAGAAAUUCGUUGAAACAAGAAUUAUUUUAUAAUACCGAAAUAUUAUAGUCUAUAUAUAUACAUAUAUAUCAGAUUUCCUCUAGUAAGGAGCAUUAAUGUUUCAUGCAGUAAUGUAAAUGAAAAUAUGGUAAUCUCACCAGACAAUUACUGAUUGUAGAUUGUGGCUGAUCAUUAUUUUCGUAUUUAUAUUGCAACCAUAUUGAAACACUUUUGCAACAACCUGUUAAAUCAUAUGGGAAAAAACAAGCUUACUUUUCACAUAUGAUGAAGAAAACAUAAACAAUUAUAAGAGAAGUAAAUAAAUCUGUUGACACCAGCUGAAUGUCUUUAAAUUCCUCCAUUUAGAGUUGCAGAUUUGCCAUGAAGCAUCUUUAUAACAUUGACACAUCUCUUCCACGCCUCUGUCAUAUUAAAACUGUCAAAGCUUUGUUUCAUCGAGAUACAGUAAGAAGUCAGUGAGAAGAAAAUUCUGUUGUGUUUUGAUUUUUGAAAGUGUGGUGACCUUGUUUUAUUUAUUCAUUUUUACAUGUGGUUCUUAGAUUCUUUCUUUAAACAGUCUCAAAACUUGUUACAAAAGCCAGUGUUCUGUAAUGACCAGCGUGUAUGCCGUGGUAAAUAAUGUUUUGAAUUAAAGAUUUUAUUUACUUUGAAAA
This is a messenger RNA of Siniperca chuatsi (mandarin fish), 4839 nucleotides long. Its product is annotated as SEC14-like protein 2. NCBI's taxonomy places the organism in Eukaryota, Metazoa, Chordata, Actinopteri, Centrarchiformes, Sinipercidae. The transcript has 12 exons. The record is from RefSeq and is a predicted model, not a curated record. Gene Ontology annotation, cellular component: cytoplasm. Bases 319 to 1665 code for a protein of 448 amino acids.